AUGAGGACAACAGCAGGUGACAUGUUGCCUGAUUGUGUCAUUCACAUUGUACUCUCCCAUUUAUUAUUUAAAGAUGCAGCCCGAAUGAGCAUUCUCUCUAAAACAUGGCUACGAGCCUGGUUAACACAUCCCAAUUUGGUAUUUGGAGUUUACGAUUUCAAAUGUCUAGAAAUAUUGGAUGAAAUCUUGGAAAGAUAUCGCGAUGGAAAAAUCCCUAUAGAAAAGUUGGAUUUCUCUGUUUUUGUAAUUUGUGCUGAAGUUUUUCCGCUGAUUGAUAAGUGGCUUCGAAUUGCUUUUCAAAGUGGUGUGAAAUAUCUCGAAAUUGGAUAUACAGGCCCUUUGCCUGUUUUCACUAUUAUGACAGCAAAAUCUUUAACAAAAUUGGUUCUCAAGGAUUGCGAUCUAAUGCAGCUUUCAUUAUUAUUAUCUAAUGGUACUAAUGUGGUUAAUUACUGUGAUUCUUUGAGGGAGCUUUCUUUAUUAGGUGUUCGUUUAGACGGCAUCGUGCUUCAGACUCUGUUCACCACUUGUCCAAUGAUUGUCAGUUUCACUAUUAAGCAUUGUAUUGGUUUAAACAAGAUUGAGUUACGGAAUCUUCAAAAGAUUAAGAUGGUUUCUGUUUAUAUUAAUAAAAAACAGCCUGUCGAAAUUCAAGCACCAACUCUCGAACACUUUUUUUACUGUGGUCUUACGGAAAAUACCCUCGAGUUGGAAAUGGUUGCGUGUCAGAAUCUGAAAUCUUUAAAGCUAUCAUGUGUGAAGAUAUCUGAUGGAUUUCUCGAGCACCUUACUUCUAGAUGUGAAUUCCUUGAGAAUUUGAUGUUGGAUAACAUCGUAAGUAAAGGGUUAAGAAGGUUUAAAGUUUGCGGGAGUCAAGCUCUUAAGAAAUUGGUGAUUCGUGGUUGUAAUGGUGUAGCAGUGAUUGAUGCUCCAAAUUUGGAAUCACUCGAGUAUGUCGGAUACCAAAUUCCUGUACUUAAAACUACGAAAACAUUUGGUCCAUUGAAGCACUCGCGAAUAGAGUUAUAUUGCCUCAGCAAUAUAAAUGCAUUAUGGUUCUGUAAAUUGAGGAAAUUUCUGUUUAACUCAAACUCUUUGUUACACACUACCCUUCAUUUUCCCAAAUGCAUUAAAAUCAACAUGGAAAAUUGGGAUCCUUACCGUGGAUUAUUUGAUAUACCUCAAAUUGACGUGUUGAAUGUAAACUUAACCGGGUCAGUGAAGUGUCCGACUUUUGUGGAUGCUUUACUAUGGAGCUGUCAUCCUAGGAGACUCAACUUAUUCUCGACUGGGCAAAUGAUUACAUGUUUCAACGAUCAUUUAAUGCAUAUGAAGAGUUCAAGUCAUUCUACUUCUCGUGGAAGCUGUGAGCCUUGGCAAUGUCAAUUAAAAGAUAUCUGA
This is a messenger RNA of Solanum dulcamara, 1401 nucleotides long. RefSeq names its product F-box protein At5g03100-like. The coding region runs from base 1 to 1401 and encodes 466 amino acids. The transcript has a single exon. The record is from RefSeq and is a predicted model, not a curated record. Gene Ontology annotation, molecular function: protein binding. Lineage: Eukaryota; Viridiplantae; Streptophyta; Magnoliopsida; Solanales; Solanaceae.